AUGAAUUUAACCGAUGGUGAGUUUGAAAGGUUGAGUAUCCCCUUCGUUGAAGAUGAGAUAGUACAAGCAGUUAGGCAGAUGGGAAGCUACAAGGCACCGGGCCCAGACGGGUAUCAACCGGUGUUCUAUCAGCGGUGUUGGGAGGAGGUUGGUGCAUCAGUCACACGUUUUGUGCUUGAGUUCUUUCAAACGGGAGUCUUGCUGCAGGUUACGAACGAUGCACUGGUAGUGCUGAUCCCAAAGGUUGUUAGUCCGGAGAAGAUUCAACAGCUGCGUCCGAUCAGUUUAUGUAAUGUUCUGUUUAAGAUCAUAACAAAAACUAUGGUAGGAAGAAUGAAACCAGUGAUGACGAAGCUAAUUGGGCCAGCUCAAUCAAGUUUCAUUCUGGGUCGUCUGAGUACAGACAAUAUUGUUAUUGUGCAGGAGGCUGUACACUCCAUGCGGCGAAAGAAAGGGAAACGAGGCUGGAUGCUUCUCAAACUAGAUUUGGAGAAAGCGUAUGAUAGAGUCAGAUGGGAUUUUCUGGAGGACUCCCUAAGAGCAGCCGGAUUCUCUGAAACAUGGAUUACAUGGGUCAUGCAGUGUGUGUCAGGACCAUCUAUUCGUUUGCUCCGUAAUGGUGAAAAGACAGAGCCUUUCAAACCGCUACGUGGGUUGCGUCAAGGUGAUCCGAUGUCCCUGUACCUCUUUGUGUUGUGUAUGGAGAGGCUUUGUCACCUUGUUGAGCAGGAAGUGGCUAUGAAAAACUGA
Microthlaspi erraticum is the source of this 750-nucleotide messenger RNA. The record is from the annotation of a GenBank genome assembly. Lineage: Eukaryota; Viridiplantae; Streptophyta; Magnoliopsida; Brassicales; Brassicaceae.